Candidula unifasciata is the source of this 2754-nucleotide messenger RNA. Lineage: Eukaryota; Metazoa; Mollusca; Gastropoda; Stylommatophora; Geomitridae. The record is from the annotation of a GenBank genome assembly.
GAUGAUCCAAAUGACAGCAAAGCUGGAAAAAGAAAGCAGAUCCGAAAAGUUAUGUCAAACAAAAGAUUGGAGGAUUCAACAAAAGCUGCAGCGAGGGCUGAGGAGAAAAGGAGGAGAAGAAUAGCUACUAAACAGAGGGAGUUCAACAUUGAGACAGUCACAGAUGAAAACAACCCCAUGGACUGUCCCAUGACAACCAAGCUGGUACUGGAACCUGGCAGGGAGGAAGGUGAUGAUCCGCUGAUACAGGUCAACAAGAAACUUGUUCGCAAGCUGAAGCCACAUCAGGUGGAUGCUGUCCAAUUCAUGUGGGACUGCAUGUAUGAAAGUGUCAAACGCUCUAAGAAGGAAUCAGGUUCUGGCUGUAUACUCGCUCACUGUAUGGGUCUGGGGAAAACUUUGUCGGUAGUCUCGUUUGUUCACACCAUAUUGUCCCAUGAGAAGGUUCUUAAUCAGCGGACAUGCCUAGUUGUUAGUCCUCUAAACACAGUCCUUAACUGGAGAAAUGAGUGGGGUAUGUGGCUGGAUGAGGAGGACCAGCUUGAGGUGUGGGAGCUUGCCAGCUGCAAGCAGAAUGCUGCCCGUGUUGAAGCCUUGAAAGAGUGGCAAGCAAAUGGAGGGAUUAUGAUCAUGGGCUAUGAGAUGUACCGCAAUUUGACCACUGGCAGCAGGUGCAAGAAUAAAAGGCAGAAAAAAAUCUUUCAGGAUACUUUGGUUGAUCCAGGCCCUGAUUUAGUGAUCUGUGAUGAAGGACAUAUCCUAAAGAAUGAAACAUCUGCUAUUUCUAAAGCCAUGAAUCAGAUGAAAACGAGGAGGAGGGUAGUCCUGACUGGCACACCAUUACAAAACAAUUUAACAGAAUAUCAUUGCAUGGUCAGCUUUGUGAAACCUAGCCUGCUGGGUACCAGGAAGGAGUUCACUAACCGGUUCAUCAACCCCAUACAGAAUGGACAGUGUACAGACAGCACCAUCAGAGAUGUCAAAGUCAUGAAAGCUAGGGCUCAUGUGCUGCACGAGAUGCUGGCCGGAUGUGUACAGAGAAGAGAUUACUCAGCAUUGACAAAGUUUCUACCCCCUAAGCAAGAAUAUGUUAUUUCAGUACGACUUACAAACAUACAGAUUGAGCUGUAUGAGAAGUACCUGGAGAUCACAGGCCAGGGAGUGGAUGGUGUCUACACUAACAAAGGGGCACGUCUGUUCGCUGAUUACCAAAAUCUCAUGAAGAUUUGGACCCAUCCUUGGGUACUGAAACUAGCAGAGAUCAGGGAUGAAUUGAAGAUGAAAUAUGAUGAUGAUGAAGAUUCCUUUAUUGAGGAUGAUUCCGAAGAGGAACAGUCUUUUUCUAGCUCUGGCUCAUCAAGUGAGGAUGACAAAGGAGUUAGCGAAAAUGGCAAGAAAGGAGCUAGUGCCAAAACGAACGUGCAGAGAGGGACAAAGAGAACCAGGGCAAAGGCCAGAAGACAAGCUGGAGAGGAUAGUGACCCAGAAGAAGUAAUUGCAGAGUGGAAGUCCAAGACUCGGACUAGCAAGGUUGGGGAUGAUGCUAAAAUGGAAGAGACAGACAGGUCGGUAACAAAAGAAUGGUGGGCAGCUUAUGUGACCGAAGAUGACAAGCUGAAGUUGGAGCUCAGCAACAAACUCUUUUUGUUGUUUGAAAUCCUCAGAAUGUGUGAGGAAAUUGGUGAUAAAGUGCUGAUCUUUAGCCAGAGCAUCUUAUCUCUAAAUAUUAUUGAGAGCUUCCUAGAGGUUGUGGACUCCAAAUACCAGCAAGAGCGUGAAAGCCUUACUGAGGAAGAACAUGAGAAGGAGAUGUUUGGCCGCAGCUGGACAAAGAACUUGGAUUACUAUCGUAUGGAUGGCUCUACAAGUGCCCAGAAUAGGCAGCUGUGGGCUUCAAACUUCAAUGAUAUUGACAAUUAUAGCACGACUUUUUCCUCAUCUCCACCCGAGCCGGUGGCUUGGGCAUCAAUCUGGUGGCUGCUAACCAGAGUGAUCAUCUUUGAUGCUUCUUGGAACCCCUCUCAUGACGUGCAGUCCAUCUUUAGGGUGUACCGCUUCGGGCAGACUAAACCUUGCUACAUUUACAGGUUUCUUGCUCAGGGUACAAUGGAAGAGAAGAUCUAUGAGCGACAGGUGACCAAACUGUCACUGUCCCAGCGUGUAGUAGAUGAACAUCAGAUUGAGAGACAUUUCUCUGCCAAUGAUCUCAAGGAGCUCUACAACUUCCGGCCUGAUAGGUGGGAUGAUGGAACUGAAAAGCCAACGCUGGCACUGCCCAAGGACCCACUGUUAGCUGAAGUCCUAACGACCAACAAGCACUGUGUGUUUGCCUUCCAUGAACACGACUCCUUGUUGGAGAACCAGGUGGAACAGACUUUAACAGAGGAAGAGAAAAAGGCAGCCUGGGAGGAGUAUGAGAAUGAAAAGAAGGGUAUCAUUAUCAGAGGUCCAGGUAUGGAGAGGACGGCCAGCUGGCCAAUGAUGGCAGCCGCCCAGAUCUUGAGCAGAGAGCAGAUUACAGCCACAGUGCAGGCACUAAGGCAGCAGCUACCUGAUGUUUCUGAAGAUCUGUUUCACCUACAUUUGCAACAAGCACUGAGGAGACAAGUCCAGAUCAAACAGGAGGAGAUGAGAAGGGGUGCUGGCCACUUAGGCAUGAUGCCUUCAGCUUCCAUGUCUUUGCUGGGCCAGGCUUUGAAUAACGCCCCACUCAGCAACAAGCCCGAGGAGCCUAUUGAUCUUGAAGAUAAUUAA